UUUGCUGUUUCUGCUGUGCAUGUCAUGCUGGAGCAUGUGGUGUGUUUUAGAAAAUCAGUAUCAUUUCAAACACACAGCAAAAUGUGUCAGGCUGGUUAUAAGCUGUGAUUGCUCUAACCAGGCAGCUCCAUCAUCUUUGUGAUCUUGGUGAAGUCAGUGAUACUUCACUGGAAGAUCUUUGUUCUGCAGGACGUCCUUUCACAUUCAGCAUUGAACUGAUGAAGUUCAAUGGACUGAUGGACUGAUGAAGUGUGGAGGAACAGUUGGAGCCAUCUUUACCUGUCCCUUAGAGGUGAUAAAGACGAGGCUUCAAUCUUCAAAACUGGCCUUCAGGACUGUCUACUACCCCCAGGUGCAGCUGGGGACCAUCAGUGGGGAAGGAAUGGUCAGGCCAACGUCUGUAUCCCCUGGGCUCUUCAGUGUUCUCAAGUCAAUCCUGGAAAAAGAAGGACCAAGGUCACUCUUCCGAGGGCUGGGUCCAAACUUGGUUGGAGUUGCACCAUCAAGAGCUGUCUAUUUUGCUUGCUACUCCAAAGCCAAAGAGCAGUUUAACAGUAUGUUUGUGCCCAACAGCAACAUUGUGCACGUCUGUUCUGCAGGUUCUGCAGCCUUUAUCACAAAUUCCCUGAUGAACCCUAUAUGGAUGGUGAAAACUCGAAUGCAGCUGGAAAGGAGAGUGAGGGGCUCCAAACCAAUGAAUGCUUUGCAGUGUGCUAGAUACGUUUACCAGACAGAAGGUAUCCGUGGUUUCUAUAGGGGCCUGACUGCCUCCUAUGCAGGCAUUUCUGAGACCAUUAUCUGCUUUGCUAUUUAUGAAAGUUUAAAAAAGCACUUAAAGGAAGUCCAACUGCCCCCUUCUUCUAAUGGGACUGAAAGGACCUCAACAAGCUUCUUUGGACUGAUGGUUGCUGCUGCUGUUUCCAAGGGCUGUGCCUCCUGUAUUGCUUAUCCUCAUGAGGUCAUCCGGACACGGCUGCGAGAGGAAGGCACCAAGUACAAGACUUUCAUCCAGACAGCUCGGCUGGUGGCACGGGAAGAGGGCUACCUGGCCUUCUACAGAGGACUCUUUGCCCAGCUCAUCAGGCAGAUACCAAACACAGCCAUUGUCUUGUCCACCUACGAGUUAAUUGUGUAUCUCUUGGAAGACCACACAAAGUAGCGGAGCCAGGAUUCCUGUUACAGACUGAAGACCAAUUCCUUCAUUGAACAAAUAGUCCUUUAAGAGACUGGUGCAGGUGGCAGUGCUGGUGGAAACACUACAAGUCUGUGACCACCUGUGGAUGUUUCCUUUUGGACUCAUGCUUUCUAAAAGGUCUCAAGUCACUAAUGUUAAUAGUUAAUUAUGAUUUUUUUUUUAACUUGAUGUUAAUUAAACUGCUACUAAAUUAAAUUACACUAUUUAAUUUAAUUAUAUGUUUGUCCUUUUCCUUAAGCACAGCCAUAUGUGGUCAAGGAAUGUACCUCAUACUAUCAAGUGAUCUCUUGGACUGAUGUUCAUUAAAACUGUAUUUAAACAGGAGAA
This is a messenger RNA of Cyanistes caeruleus (blue tit), 1522 nucleotides long. Lineage: Eukaryota; Metazoa; Chordata; Aves; Passeriformes; Paridae. The record is from RefSeq and is a predicted model, not a curated record.